AAUAAAUUGCAUUUAAUCGCUAGUCUCCAAGCCACUCCCUGUGGCUUAGAACCAUCUUCUCAUUGCUAAAUAAGGACUAGACUUUACUCUUUAGAUUGGCUUGAGGUUUAGGACACAUUUGAGUAGAAUAUAUACAAGGUUUCCAUUAUAGCUUAGAGUGUCUGUUACUUCUCGUUUCUCCCUCCUUUUCCUCCUCUUCCUCCUCCUCCUUCUCUUUCAAGUCUUUCAAAGUCCUGAUACAUCUAUUACUGCUGAUUAAUAUUGAUUUUAUUUUAUCUUAUUGGCACUGGAGGUUGAAGCUAAGGCCUUGCACAGGAGAGCACACACUCCACACCCCUGGUCCUUGGCAGACUAUUAUUAAUGUGAGUUUCUUGGUGGUGAUGGACAGUGACUGUACAGUGGCGUGUACCCAUUGUACUGUCGUUAUGGUUCCACUGUCUUAAAAGCCCUCUAUGGCCUGUCACACACCCUUUUCUUUAUCUGCUGCCCACUGCAGAUCUUUCUCAUUAUCUUCCUGUUUGCCCUCUUUCACACUGUCGGGUAGCUAGAACCAGUGUGUAGCCCUUUCCCAUUGCCUUGUGUCACUUAGCAGUGUGCAUUUACGGUUCCUCCAUGUCUACUAUUGGGUCUCAUUGCCGAGUACCAAAAUGUGUUUCUUCUUUGACCUGUGGAAGGACGUCUUGAUUGCUUUCAAGUCUGGACAAUUAUGAGUGAAGCCAACAGUCAUUUUGGGCAUAGACAAGAGGCUUCAGAUCAUUUGGGUAAAGACUAGGAAUGUGAUUGUUGGAUCACAUGGUAAGAGCAUGCAUUGUUUUUUAAGAAAUAACCAAACUCUUUUCCAAGAUUACUGUACCAUUUUGCAUUCCCUCCAGCAGACAGACAGACAGACAGACAGACAGGUGUGGGGGGGAUUCUGUUGCUCUGUAUGUGACGGUGUCAGUGUUUGGCAUUUUGACCAUCUAAUAGAUGGCAGAAUUCACACUCACCCCCACCCCAACUCUCCCCUUCAUUUUUCCGAUGACAUAUGCUAUUAAAUAUUUUUUUCACAUGCUUAUUUACCAUUUGUGUAUCCUCUGAAUUGGGAUGUCUGUUCAGAUUUUUUUUUGCUCAUUUUUCAAAACAGUCUUUUAAAAUUAUUAUGGUAAGAUAUAUCCAGCACAGAAUUUACUACUUUAAGAGCUUUUAAAUAAUUCUAUCCACUUCAGUGGCAUUGAGUACAUUCACGGUGUUAUGUAAUUGACCAUGCUCUCUAGUUUUACAGCUCUUGCUGCAUCCCAAUGUGAAAUUAUAUCCGUAAAAUAACGACUCCUCACCCCUGUCCCACCCUAGACCCUGAUGAGAUUCUUUUAUUUGUUCUAAGCAUCUCUAGUAUCAAACAAAAGUUAUCAUUGGUGUGUAGAUUAUUUUACAUAGCAUGAUGUUUUCAGGGUCCACUUAUUUUAUGUCUGAUACUAGAGUUUGAUUUAUUUUUAUGGCUGAGUGUCUUAUUGUUAAAUUUUAAUUACUAGCAACUACUACAGUGAGGCACUAUUCUUUCUCCCGUGAAAUCAUGGAAAUGAUUUUUCCUCUCCUCUUUUUUCUUUCCCUACAGAAUGACCACGAACACUUACAUUUGACAUGCCAAUUUAUCAAGUGUCUCCCAAGAACAUUCCCUCAUGUUUCUUUUCAGAGUAGCCAUUUGUUUCAGGUCAGUGUGCUUUGGGGGAGUAGGUGCCCCCCCUCCACUGUUAAUAAUUUAGUUGACAUAGAAUUCAGCUGUUUUAAGUGGACUUGUGGAACAAUUACUGGAGUCCAGAUGAUGAAAAAUUGUUGUCACCCCCAAAGCUUCCUCAUGUUUGCCUGCAAGUGCCCUUCAUUCUCAAGCCACACACAGCAGCUAAUCCCCCUCCCCCGUCUUUAGAGUUGUCUUUUUUUCUGGGAACUGGAGCUGAGUAGAGUCAUACAUUAUGUGAUCUUUUAUAUCCAGGCUCUUUCACUUAGAAUGUUGAUUUGAGGCUCAUCUGUGCUUUAGCUUUUAUUAGUAGUUUGUUCCUUUUUAUUGCUGGGGAGGAUUCUGUUUUGUAAACUUCAAGUAGAGUUUCAGCUGUUAGCUUUUGUGAAUGAUGCUGCUCAGAGUGUUGACGUGCCUGCCUUUGCAUGACUGUGUUUUCACUUCCAACUUCGUGUCUUACCUAGGAGUGGAAUUGCUGAGCUAUAUGGGAAACUUAAGUAAAAUUUUGAUUUAGACCCAGGCUUGAAGGAAACUUAGGUCUAACUUUUAAAAGCUCAACAAACCAUUUUCCAGGGCAGAAGCACCAUAUUACAGGGCCCCAGUGUAUGAGCCUCACCAACACUUAGUUUCUCUUUUUGAUUGUAGCACACUACCUGGGUCAUGCAUCUCCUUUGGCUCUAAUCUCACUGAUGACUGAUGGUGUUGAGCAUCUGUCCUGCAUGUAUUGGCUACUGGUUCACUUAUUUGCCGAGAUGUGUAUUCACAUACACAGCCUCUGCUUUGUCCCAUAAAACUUUUGACAACGAAGUGUACAGUACUUAGUUCAUUUUGUCCAUUUGUUUCUUUUGGGGUCUUCUUUGCUACAAUUUGCAUAGUCUGUCGUGUAUUUCAGGACCUGAAGAGAUUGGUUUUAGGGGAACAGUGGUUCAUUCAACUGUCCUACCUAAGCCCGACAAUGUCUCUCAUAGUGGAUCUUACAGGUAGGUAUUCUAGUCUUUAGACAGUGACCAAAACCUCCAGCACUGACAAAGUUUGGAGGAUAUUAGGAGAAAACAACUUCUGAAGGUGAUUGUAUUAUCUUGUCAAGGCCCUGGCCUAUCGAAAAGUUAGCCUAAAAGGGGGAUGCCAUUAUAAACCUAAAUGUCAAAGUGAUUGUUUGAGAUUUACUCCAGUGAAAUGUGGCUUUGCUUUUAAUUUCAAAAAUGACAACUCAGUAUAUUUCAAUUGAGACCUUUUUUUCUAAUAAAGAAAGAUUUCAUGCACAAACUGAGAGCUUAUGCUUUGUCCUUGCCAUGCACUUUAAAGCCCGGGACUAUGAUAUGGAUUUUGUGGCGAAGUGACAGGUGCAGAAGCCUAGGGGAAGAUGGCACCUGUGAGACGGGAGCACAACGGUGGGAAAUGGACCUGGAAUCUAGAACCCAGGCCAGAGAACUCUUGAGUGUUUGAAAGGACUUUGGUCUGUCUCAUCCUCUCUGUGAUGGAUGGCCAUGGGAUGUUGUUAUACAAUCCAGUGUGUACUUUAAAAAGAUCAUGGGGAUCUGGUAUUAUGGUGCAUUCCUUUAAUCUAAACACUUAAAAGGUAGAGGCAAGCAGGAGGAUAAGUUUGAAAUCAUUUUUAGCUGCAUAGGGAAUUCAAGGUCAGCAGGGUUAUGUGAGACAAGAUAGUGGGACCAUCUGGAACAAGGAGCCAAUUAGGAGGCUGUUGGCCUCUUAAUUAGAAAUAAGAGCUAUGACACCUUGGACCAGGAUGGUAACAUCAGAGGCUGGGUGCUUUAUAAGUAGAGCUGGCAUAAUUUGAUGUUUAGUUGAAUAUGGACUAUCAGAGAAAAGAGAGAAAUCAGGAAUGAUUCGAGAUGUUUGACCUGAGCUUUUAUGUGAAUGCUGCUACUGUAAGUACAGAGAAUUUGAGGAAGAUUAGGUUAGCAGAGAAAAUUAACAGCGUGUAUGGAUGGCCUAGUUCAAAGGCAAAUCGAAAUGAUGCUGACAUACAUAAUUCACAAGUAUGCACGCAUACCAGAGACGUAUACAGAGCUUAGGCUUUCCCUCCCUCCCGUUCACUCUCCCCACAUCCUUCUCUUUGUCCUUCCCCCUUUCUCUUUUUCAUUCUCGUUGUUCUCAGUUCUGGAGAUCAAACUCAAUGUUCCCCAUGAUGGACUAGGUGCCCUCCGUCUGCAUUACUCCCACAGGCCAGGACUUUCUUCUCCUUCACUUUGGGAUGCUCUUUUCCUUAUCCAUUCUCUCUGCAUUAUGUUUUAAAAAUGGGAUUUUUAGCUACAUAAAUUUUUGUUUUACUUUCCCCAUGACUCCCCUAUGGUACUUUAUCUAGGUCAGUCCAUGUAUACCCUGCAUUCCUUUUGAUUACCUCGGAGGGUUGGAUUAUUGGAUUAUCUCAGUUUCUCAGUUAGAGAAAGGGCUGCAGUGAUCAUUCCCAUGUCUGCCUUUGUGUGUGGGUCCCAACAUUUGAAACACUUUGGGUCUGCCUCAGAGUCCAUUAUAGCCACUAAGUAUUUUACUUCCUUGUAGCUAAUUGGUUUGGUGAAUGUGUGCUAGAUUAUGUUUUUGAAGCUUAACUUUUUAGUUUAAUAGGAAGCAUUUGGAAUAGGCUGCCUUUUGAGGUGUGGCUGUUGAUUCUGAAAGAAUGAAGUGUUAUGGUAGGGCAAGAAGUGCAGGCUUCCGUACUAGUCUUGGACCUGUCUAAUAUCUUUUCUGGACUGCAGAUUCUUACAAGUACAAUGGAGAUGAGCCAUACUUUGCCCACAUUGAAGAGACUCUUCUAAACUCAAACUGUGGGGCCUGGCGGGAAGAGCAUGUUUGUUAGGAUGAGAGCAAACAACAUAAGUAGCUAGAGGGAUUUUUUAUAAAUUGGUGUCACUGGGGUUUCCACAUUUUGUAGAAACCCAGCGUAGAGGAAGAGAGGAAAUAGUAAGGAAACGAGCUUGGCAGUGGGGCCAGAAGCUGUCACAGCGUGUUUAUGUCUGGCUCAUUUCACCUUGGUUGGAAGGCACAGAAUGCUUCAGAGGGUGCGUUUGGAAGCUGGGCAGUUGCCUGCUAUAUUUAGAAAGAGGAGAUUCCUGGGGUCGGGUUGGGUGUUCAUGUGCAUGUGUGUGUGUUUUCUUUGCCAGGUGGACAAAGGUUUGGGGCUUGCGAAUUCUGGAUCAAGGCUUAUUAGCCAGCCAGCUUCUCAGGGCCAACUCAGUAGCUGUGCUUUGACUCCUGCUGCUGCCACACAGGAGAAGCCAAAAUAAACUCUGUUUUGUAUGGUUUGUAAAGAUACCACAGGUAGGUUUCAAAGCUCACUUGAUCUCCCUAUCAUAUUAACGUUUACUGCAGGCUCACAGGAACACUUUGAAAAUAUGAACUAGCAUAUCUCGAGUGGCUUCAGCAAGAUUUCCGGGCAGCCGAAUUGAACUUUGGCUGCUUCUGGGCCAAGGUCACUGUUGAGCAGACAGGCCCAGCACUGCAACAGUUCUGGUUGCUUAUCUCGUCCUUAGCUUGUGGAUCAGCUGUGGGCAAAGGCAAAGAUGCAACUACAGUGGCAUAUUUACUUUUUUCACAUCUGUUUCUUUAUCAGUAAAUAGUUAAUAUCUACAAAUGGCACACAGUUCAAAAACCAAAAAAAGACUGUGAGUUUUCCUCCAUCCCCUGUGUCUUGAUCCCAAAUUCUAUGGAAAGCAACAUUUUGCCAUCUGAGUUAUUUUUUUAAGUGAAAUAUAUGAAUGUGUCAGCAAGUAUAUGUGUGUGUAUUCAUUGGUACACUUAUAUACACUUAAGCAAUACACUUAAUGCACAUGUAUAUCACGGCAUUUGUCUAUGAUCACAGCAUUGGGCGGGUACAGGUAGGAUGACCAGAGUUCAAAGUUAUUCUUAGCUACAUAGAGUUCCAAGCUGGCUGGCCCUUAGAUUUCCUGAGACUUUAUUUAUAUCUAUCUCAGUAUAUGUACACAGGGAUAUGUAUAUAAACAUAUGUAUACAAUAUGCAUGCAUAUAAACAUGUAUAUGUAUACAUAUACACAUGUAUAUAAACAUGCUCAUACAACAUAUACAGAUGCCAUAUAAACAUAUGUGUACACACAUGUAUUUAAACAUGUAUAUGCACGUAAUACAUAUAUUUAUGAACAUACAUAUAUGUGCACACAUAUGCUUUGAUGUAUAUACCUCUGGCAUGGGACACAGAAAUGAUCAUAGCUGUAGGAUAAAUUUCUACUCCAGAUCUUCUCAGCUAAAUGUAUAUAUAUAUAUACUGUGAUAUUCUCUGGAAAAUUGUCUAAAAAUGUUUGGAGUGAGCUGAAUUUCCUCAGCCAUGACUUUUAGAGUAGGAAAUCAGGGUUUUUUUUUUUUCCUAUUUAGAAUAACUUCUAUAAUAUAAAACUUGGAAUAUUCUUCUGACUUUUAUGUUUUGUUCAUCUUAGGAUUCUUAGGAUUAAAAGCUAUAGUGAGCAUUAUUCCCUAGAAUGUGGCACAGCUGUAUCUUAGCUUUACCCAAACACAUCGCUUACUCUUAUGUUCUAGUGUGGUAUUGUUGUGUUUCAUUUGGAAUAGUGUGUGCUCUAUUCAGGAGGGUCAGUGGGUGCUAGAUCUUCUGCAGAGCUUUGGUGAUUGGAUAUAGUGACUUUGAGCUAGUGGGCAUGUCUGCUCUAUGGUGGAAGCUUGCCUGUGGGCACUGGAAUUCCUGGCAGGCAAAAGAUGGGGAUGUUUUGUGUGCCAUCUCCCCAUGGUGGCUUUUCCUGCAGAUGUCUUUUGGAUGGAGGACAGGAUUAUGUCACAUGUUGUCUUACUUAGAGUUUUACUGCUGUGAACAGACACCAUGACCAAGGCAGCUCUUAUAAAGAUAACAUUUAGUUGGGGCUGGCUUACAGGUUCAGAUGUGAAGUUCAUUGUCAUCAAGGUAUGAGCAUGGCAGUGUACAGGCAGACAUGGUGCAUGCAGAGCUGAGAGUUCUGCAUCUUCAUCUGAAGGCCGUUAGGAGAAGACUGGCUUCUAGGCAGCCAGAAUGAGGGUCUUAAAGCCCACACCCACAGUGACACACUUCCUCCAACAAGGCCACACCUCUAACAAUGCCAUACACUUCCAAAUAGUGCCACUCCCUGCACCAGGCAUCUUCAGACCACCAUACAUGUACUCUUUGGUUUAUGCUUAGGUACUUAGAACAGCUCCUAUAGGUCUAGGACAGUGUUUUUCAACCUGUGGGUCAUGACUCUUUAAGACCAUUAGAAAACACAGAUAUUUAUAUUACAGUUCGUGACAGUAGCAAAAUUACAGUUAAUGUCUGAAAUAGCAACAAAAACAGUUUUAUGGAUGGCGGUCACAUGAGGAACUAUAUUCCAGGGUCAUAGCAUUAGGGAGAUUGAGAACUGCUGGCAUAGAAUAUACACUGGUAGACUCUGUCAGCAUGGACCAGGCACUUGCCCCUCUCCUGGGUGUUAAGCAUCUAAAAAGGAGGCAGAAGAUCACUGCCAGUCCAUGGCUCAGGAGUGAGUACUGGCAGCUUGGAGGGGUAUUUGGGAGAGGGAGCUGAGACCUUUGGGAAAGGCUAGUGAAGGCUUAUCAAGUCCAAAGAGGCCCGUGUGACUUAUCUGCCAUUUGUAGGUCACCUCUGCUAAUUUUGCCUCACCUUCAGGAUUCUUUAUUAACUUUGAGACAGUCUAUUCAGAAUUUCAUUUAUUUUAGAAGGGAAGUUUACAGCAAUAAGAAUUCACAGGUUUGAUGUGUUUAGCUACUUUGUGUUAUAAAAAGAAUCAUUGAACCAUAAUCAUUAAGUUAAAAAGUAGUUGCCAUUGCAUUACUUAAAAUAGCUGCAUGUUUCAGAAGUAAUGUAAGAUCCACUGUAUGCUUUGCACUGUCCUAAGGUAGAUGCAUUGGAGAUAUCUGUCUUACAGAUAGGUAGGGGAGUAGUUGGUUUCACAGACUAGGAUACAGUAGUCCCUGAGGUGGGAGGGCAGGGCUCUGUGCUAAGGAGUACAGAGAGAGUGACAGGAAGUAGUCCACUCUUGUGUAUUUUUGCUUGGCUUAGUGGGAUCACUACUUAAACAUUCAGAGUUAUGGAAUGGAAUACAGGGUUCUAUGGAAUUUUUCAGAGGAAAUGAGAUGAUACAAAUAAAAAGGAGAAUGCACACUCAACUGUGUCAGGAUUGAGAAAUGGAAGAGAUGAGGGCCCAGGGGAAGGAGGAGCUGGGCACCUCCGAAGUGUCUCUCAGGUCCUAGGUGUCGACUAGACUCCAUUGCAUCACUGUAGAUUUGUGGUGUGUGGUAGAGACAUGCUGUUGGGUGAUGCUUGUUUCUAUAAAGUUGUUCUUGUGGGGCAUGCAGGUGAAAUAGGGUUGGAGCUCUGGAAGGAACUUGGGGGCUUUGGCUCACCCCAGGUGCUAUUUGAGGCCCUGCAGUGAAUGCAUAAUGAUGUGACCUGUGCAGUGGUUCUCAGCCUUUGGUGUCCAUUGGAGUCUGGGAAGUACUUCCCCCUCUCCUCCCAAGGUUUUGAUGCAGUAUGUCUAGGCUGGGAAUUAUAAAACUUCCCAGGUGAUUCUAAUGGAUGGUAGAGACCCUAAGAGAAGAGAGUGGAGGCUGAAGCUACAUCAACACAUAGCAGGCAGGUAGAGGAGGCUUGGAGCUCAUCUGAAUGGAGGACUGGGGAUUUUGUCCUGGACAUUUUGGAUGAGAACAUUCCCAGAAGCCUUUGGAUUUGACCUUUGGAGGACAAACUGAAGAAAGCAGCGUAAGUGUAAGGCAGUAAUUACUAUCUGUGUAAGGCUAUUACUGUGAAACACAGAUGAGAAUUAUAGAUGGUGAGUUUAGUAGCAUAAGCACAGCACAAGUCAAUUAUACAUUGAAAUUGGUUUCUUUCUUCACUACCUGAUUGUCCAGGUGAUGGUUGUACCCAUUCAGGUUGCCAUGACUGCAGCCAUCUUAAGCCUUCCAUAUUUUCCCCAGAGCAACCUUAGUGAUUUUGUUUUGUUUUUUUCUGCCUACAUUUUUGUUGUUGUUGUUGCUGCUGCUGCUGUUGUUUUGUUUUAGACAUGGUCUUCCUAUGUAGCUCUGACUGUCUUAGAACUUUCUGUGGAGACCAGGGUGGCCUUAAGCUCCCAGUGAUGCUUCUGCCUCUACUUCCCAAGUACUGGGAUUAAAGGUGUGAACCACCAGGCCUAGCCUGUUGCGUGCAUUGUUAGAAGAGAGAAUGCUGUCUGUAAGAUGUUCUCAGACUGUAAAUUCUUAGGCUUUUAACCCAAGGAGAUUCUGAUUUCAGAGCUCAGGGUAGGCCUGCAAAUCUGUGUGACCCAUAGCUUACUCUCCUUUCUCCCUAGCGAUUUGCAUGUGUGUGGGGUGUGAAUGUGUGGGCACUUAUGUGUAUGGGUGUGUCAGACCACACAGGAAGUCAAAAUAGGCCAGAAGAGCUUCUGUGUAAACUUUGUCCUCAGAGCAUCCUUUCAAUGUGCCUGCUAAACUGCCCAGCCUUCCCUUGGGACAGCUCAGGUAUCUGCAGGGUGUCAGGCAGCACUAACACAGGUCAAAGGGUGAUGGAGUGUUCCAAAACUGUACGUGUUUCAGGAAACAUGCUGUCUCAGCCAGUGGGGCCUCAUGCCUGGGAUCCAGUUGUUCCUUAAGCUCUGCCUGGGAGGCUGCUGGGACCCUCUGAGCAGUGGGAAUGGGGUGGGGGUGGAGAGUAAGAGAAAGGAAACUUUAUAUUCCUCAGCAAAAGUAGGGCAGUCAGUCCCCCACCUCCCUGCCACAGUGAGUCCUGGUUGAUUUCCUCAGGGUUAAAGGCAGUUGGGGUCAGAGACUGUAAUUAUGUUCUUAAACCCCCCCUCCCCACUCCCCUUUAAAACAUCCAGGAAGCACAGCAACACUGGCUGAGCUGCAGCAGAGGCUGGGUGUCUGAGGAGGGACUGUCUGUUGAUUGGAGCAUGAGAUAUCCCAAACCCAGUGAGAGCGGAUUGCCCCUCCUGCCACUCAAUUUCUGCCAAAGGCUCCACCCUCCUUGGGUGCCUGUCUCUGUUCUGAUCUCUGCAGGGCUGGGUGGAGAAGGCUACAGCUGCUGGGUAUGAAAUCCCAAGAUGCCCCUGUGAGGGCAUCAGUGCUGCUGUGUUUUUGCUUUGCUGUCUGCUUAGGAGAAUCUAUCUGCAUGCUGUUCGUCCAGCGACAGGGCCUUCCUGCUGUGGUGUCUGGGACUCACAAAAGAUGCCUGAGACAGACCCUACCCUGGGCAGCUUAUCCAGCAGCUCAUCAGCUGCCUGAAUCCCGCGGUGGACAGUAUGGCUUUGUGGGAGCUGGAGGCCAGGCAGGCUCUGGGGAUGCUCCCUUGGCUCCCUCAGGCCUCAGCUUCCAGCCGUUUGCCCAGGAUUUACAUCUGCCAGCCAGGCCAUGAGGCUGUGUGCUGGCUCUCUGACCAAAGCUGCCGGAGUGGUGUGCAAGGUCAGCGAGUUACCACGUGGCCAGUCUCAUUAGAGCAGCAACAUAGUUCUCUUUGGAAAGGAAUCCUUCUUCUUUUUUAUGAAGCCAGCACACUGGUAAUAAGUUCCCCAGCAGGGACGCUCUGCUCCGUUGCAGAGGACAUCGGGGUGGAACUGAUCGCUUUUGGCCUCGGUGUCUUUUGGGAGAUGACUUUGGCUUGUUUCUCCGCUCCCCCACUUCGUCUGGGCAGCAUCCCUUCAUGCCAUCACAGCAACACAAGGCUUAGGGGUUUGUGCUUGAGGCAGCCUCAGUUCGUGCAGGAAGGUGAUAGUGGGUAAAGGGGUCAUAAAAGCAGGCUCAUUUUUUACAAGUCUCUGUUCUAAAUGUUGGGUUUCCUUCCAUAACCCUUAAACCUGCAUCCCUUUAAGAAAAAAAGUGUUAGUUUUUUUUUUUUGAUGGUUAUUUUACAUGAGAAACUCAGCAAAUGUCAGCUAGAAAAGGAUGAGUCAUUUCUGUAUGUGCCAUCUCAGUCAGACUGGUGCUGAGUUCCUGGUGUGGGGGGCACCGAGGUGGGAGGCAGUGAUGAGCAGAGACCUUGGGAGUUCUUCUUUAGGAUUUAGAAAGUGGCUUUAUUACACUGUAAUUCACGUACCACAGGAUCCCUUUCAUUUAUAGCAUAUGUACCUAUGGCUAAUUGUAGAUUUUGUAUGCUUCUAUAGUCAUUUGGGAGAAUAUCUUUGUCAUGUGUACAGUGCUUACAUAUACCUUCCUGUCUUUUCUACUUCCCCAGCCAUAGGCACGUUCUUCGUUGGGACUUUCAGCCUUGUGCAGCUACUGGGGAUGCGGCAAUGCCUUUGCCUAGGCGUAGGGACCUGGCACUGAUACAUCUUCUCACCCUGAACGAUUUGCUGGUUCUGCGAAUCUCACUCGACCCUGAGAGUACCUGGAGGCCUUCUCUCAGCCUCCCGUUUUAUCCUGUGUCUGCCUGGGAGAUGAGUCUGCUUUAUUGAGUAACUUCCUGGCCGAGAGUGGGAAGGAAGAGUUCAGGAUCUAGGUUAGCUAGCAUCAUGGGGGGAUCAAGAGAGGAACUUUCAAAGGUUUUAGUUUUUGCUUCCUGCUGGUGCGAGGAAAUGAAGCCAAGGGUUUGCGAAUUGUAGGCAAAUGAGCUAUACCCCCAUCCUGAGGAACUUUUGUCUUCACGGCAGAGAACAUUUCCAGUGGUAUUCUGAUUUGGAGAGUCAUAUUUGGAGGUCAUCAGCUUUAAAUAUUUUGGAAGCCGGAUAAACAAAUGGCUCAAUUCACUGAUAUGGGGUGGUUGGGAAGAUGUGUAAGCAAGUCCUCUUUUCUCCCUUGACAUUUUUUUCCAGCCCGAGGAGUAGAGAAUGCUUGCUGCCCUCUCUGCCUUGGCUCUUGCCCCCCGUGCUCACCCUUCUUUGUGUCCCUUCCCCACACCCCACUUUCUUUCACUGUGACUGCUGCACAGAAUGUCUUGCUGAAAGGCCAAAGAUGUGAGCCCUUGAUAUCCUGAUGAUGAUGAUGGAGAGAAAGACAAAGCCCUCUUUAAAAGGGAAUGACCCAGGCAGAUUCUGGAGUAACAAUUGUAGGGAAAGGACUGUAGAACCCAGAAGACUCUGCCAGCAGUCUUCACGACUGUAAACAACACCAUGUAGGGCCUCUUUCCUGUUCAAGUUCCUGUGUUAUGUUCCAGAGGUGAGUGGACCUCUCAGAGCCAGGGUGGGUACACAAUGUUCUGCUCCCUCUCCCUGGUUGGCUGCUAUGACCAAAGCAUCUAGGUUCUUAUUUUUGCUUCUCCAAGGGGACCUUAGGCAAGCUUUUUGUUUCCCAUUUUUAUCAUCAGGCUGGAGCAGUGCUGUGAAAAUCAUCUCGAAUCAAGGAGGCCACUACUUAUAUUUCAAGGAAUAAAAAAAAAAUGGGGACAAGGAAUGAGAGCAUUAUUUGGGUUAGUUGAACAGCUCCAGAUAUAAUUAAGUAUUUAUAAUGCCACCCAGAGAACAUAGAAACCUAUUUGGGACACGUCAGGAGACUGGGUGUGAGCACUGCAUUUAGAAAUUCCAGGAGUGACACACUUUGGACAUAUAUAGACAAGUCCUGGAUUAGAUGGAAGGCUGACGUCUCCCUGGAGCUGCCAGUGCCACAGCUCAUAGAGCCACCAACAGCAAAAUAACAGCCUGCCCUUCCUGCCUUCCCCGGGGGCUUAUGUUGCGUCUUGCUCUUCACACGUGUUAGUUGUUUAAAAGUUCAGAUAAGCGUUUUCUUCUGAUGACACAAAUAACACAUUAUUAUAUGGAGAGUAUUUAGAAAUUAAAGAUGUAGAAAAUGCAAAAGAUAUUAGUAGUGCCAAUUAGAGGCGGCCAUUUAGGUGUUAUCAUCUUUCCACUCAGUGGCUCAUGACCAUUUGUGUAUGACUGCCGCUCUCCAGCUGUGCUGUGUCAAGACUUCUUGGACCAGUGCACACUUUUUGCACGGGUAGGUCUCGUGAUUCUCUCCUCUCCUGAGAAUUACACAGUUCUUAAUGUAAAUGGGCCACAGGUCUCCUUUGGAUGAACCCACACAGGCUGCACUUGCCUUCCUUCCAUUUUCAGCCUCUUGCCUGAUCUUUUUAUUCCUCUGCUUUGUGCUUCUGGUUAAGCAGAAUUUUGGAGGCAAAGCGAUUUUUUUCCCCUCCAGAGACCCACAUGUUGAAAACAUGAUGUUAGAUUGACUUGAACUGUAGUAAUGCUAAUGGAAUAUAUGCCAUCACUUAAAUGCUUGCAGUGUGUCAGGUAUGCAUCUCUUGAGUGUUUUAUAGACUUAAAAAUGUUUUCAGUGUGAGGAUCAAGUCCAGUGGUGUGCACAAACUACACAAAUGCUCUACCAUAGAGCCAUAUCCUUUCUAACCCUUACUUUUAUCUCACUGAAUCUUCAUGAUAGUCUAUGAGAUAUGACCAGCUAUACCCCUAGAAAAUUGCUAACGGGGAGGGGGGGGACGACUUUGUUAGCAUCAGGAUUUGAAUGUCAUCCAAUGCUAGCCCUUUUGCCCUUGGCCAGUCUUACACUGCUGACAUCUGCCCAGCUUCUUAUACUGUUUUCUCCUUAAAAAAAAGGGGGAGGGGGUACAGUAAUAUUAAGAGCAUUUUAAAGAUUAACAGGAGCUAUAUGCAAAAAGGUACCUGGUAUUAAAUCAUAGUGGAUAUCUCUAUUCUAAUGACUAAUUUUUUUUGUCUUUUUUAACAUGGUAAUAACACGGGAAUUUAUUUAUUUAUUUUUUAAAUAUUUUUUAUUACAUAUUUUCCUCAAUUACAUUUCCAAUGCUAUCCCAAAAGUCCCCCAUACCCUCCCCCCCACUUCCCUACCCACCCAUUCCCAUUUUUUUGGCCCUGGCAUUCCCCUGUACUGGGCCAUAUAAAGUUUGUGUGUCCAAUGGGCCUCUCUUUCCAGUGAUGGCCGACUAGGCCAUCUUUUGAUACAUAUGCAGCUAGAGUCCAGAGCUCCGGUGUACUGGUUAGUUCAUAAUGUUGUUCUACCUAUAGGGUUGCAGAUCCCUUUAGCUCCUUGGGUACUUUCUCUAGCUCCUCCAUUGGGAGCCCUGUGAUCCAUCCAAUAGCUGACUGUGAGCAUCCACUUCUGUAACUCGGGAAUUUAAAAUACUAUCUUUGUUCCAUCCUUAUGUCCAGAUCUUUGGCCUCCUCACUGAAGAUGAAUCCUUGUGUGAAGAGUUACCUCUGGGAAUUAGACUGGACCUUAUGCUUUGCCUGUAUUAUACUGAAGUUAAUCUAGGUGUUUUUGUGUUAAACAUGGCUGGUCACAAAGAUUCUAUAACAUUCUCAAGAGGUCUGAGAUACCGACUUCUCAAAAAUCAGAAGUACCUAAUGCAUAGUUAGAGUCCAGUUACAGGAUUCACAUAGCACAUGUAAGGUGUCUGCUGUGGCCUACCCUUGUCUACUGGCCAGAGACAGACACCCUUAGUGGGAACUGGCACUCUUCAUCAGCUGUUCCCUGGAUUCAUCAUAGGUGCCUGCUGUGGUACUUAAUGCAAAAAGGGUUUAAAGUAUAAGUCCCCCUAUAAUUAUAGCCUUCCCAUUUACCCUAUUUCCCCAUUCAAUCACUUGUAUCCUAACAUCCCCACUGUACUGCCAUCAUCUGUUUUGACUUUCCUGGUUUCUGUGGUUACUCUGUGUUGUGUACUCACCUCUGAAGAUUUGGAGUUAGAAGUCACAUGUCAAUGAAAAUGUGCUAUAUCUUCUUGGGUUACUGCAUGCAAUAUGAUCUUCUCUAGCUCCCUCCAUUUACCUGCAGAUUUUACUUUCUCUUAUAGCUGAAUAGUAUCCCACGUGUAAUAGUAUCCCACGUUUUCAUUCUUCCUUCCCAUUUCUUGGCUAUUAUGAAUAGAGAGCAGUGAACGUCCUGAGCAAGUAUCUGUAGAAUGGGAAGGAGUCAUUUUUUUCAUUGUUCCUUUUGUUUUGUUCCCUGCAUGUCACCUGCUGACCUUUCUAAGCUGGAACUGCAUCCCCCAUUCUUCCUGUAGACACUUAUGAAGACACAGGUUUUUCUUUGAGAACUCUGUGGUGACUUUCAACAGGAUUUAAUAUCAGUUCUUUUGGAGAGCUCCCUUUGCUGGCAUGUUUGGUAGCAGGAGUUGAACAGACAGGCUUGUGCUUUUCACACACAGCCUUGACAUUUUUAGGAACUGAGUCCUGAUAAGCAGGAUUUAGGAAUAAGAGCCAGUGUCUCCAGCCCCACUUGGGCUCUGUGUGUGGAUGGAACACCACCAUUCCUAGAUAUUGAAAGGAGGAGGAAGGGACAGCAUCGCCUCUUUCAAUCUGCGAACAUAGUACCCUGUUUAAUGAGAUCUAAGCGCUGGAGACUCACUGACCUACAUAGUGUACAGAGAUCUAAUACUACAGAACUUCAAUAGGGUGUGACCACACAGCUCCCUCCAUUGACUUCUCAGGGCUGGAAAUGAGCUUCUGACCUAGAACAGCUCUGUGGCUGUGCUUUGGAGCCGGAACACGGCUGUAGAACUGAGUAGCAGCAGCAGAGCACGCAGAAGCCCUGGACCUGAAACACAGGUGUCCUGCUAUGCCGAGAUUUGUCUUCGGCAAAGCGGAAGUUUGCAGAUUCCUUAAAUGAAUUUAAAUUUCAGUGUAUAGGAGAUGCCGAAACAGAUGAUGAGAUGUGUAUAGCGAGAUCUUUGCAAGAAUUUGCUGCUGUUCUCAGGAAUCUUGAAGACGAGCGGAGUCGAAUGAUCGAGAAUGCCAGCGAGGUGCUCAUCACACCCUUGGAGAAGUUUCGAAAGGAGCAGAUUGGGGCCGCCAGGGAAGCCAAAAAGAAGUAUGACAAAGAGACCGAGAAGUACUGCGGCACCUUAGAAAAACAUUUGAAUUUGUCUUCCAAAAAGAAGGAAUCCCAGCUACAGGAGGCAGACAGCCAAGUGGACCUGGUUCGGCAACAUUUCUACGAAGUAUCCCUGGAGUAUGUCUUUAAGGUGCAGGAAGUGCAAGAGAGAAAGAUGUUUGAGUUUGUAGAGCCUCUGCUGGCCUUCCUGCAAGGACUCUUCACUUUCUAUCACCAUGGUUAUGAGCUGGCCAAGGAUUUUGGUGACUUUAAGACACAGUUGACCAUCAGCAUACAAAAUACAAGAAACCGCUUUGAAGGAACCAGGUCUGAGGUGGAAUCGCUGAUGAAGAAGAUGAAGGAAAACCCCCUGGAGCACAAGACCAUCAGCCCGUACACCAUGGAAGGGUACCUGUACGUGCAGGAGAAGCGUCACUUUGGAACUUCCUGGGUGAAGCACUACUGUACCUACCAACGGGAUUCCAAACAAAUCACCAUGGUUCCAUUCGACCAAAAGUCAGGAGGAAAGGGGGGAGAAGACGAGUCCGUUACCCUCAAAUCCUGCACACGGCGAAAGACAGACUCCAUCGAGAAGCGAUUCUGCUUUGACGUGGAAGCAGUAGACAGGCCAGGGGUUAUCACCAUGCAGGCGUUGUCGGAAGAGGACCGUAGGCUCUGGAUGGAAGCCAUGGAUGGCCGGGAACCUGUGUACAACUCCAACAGAGACAGCCAGAGCGAAGGGACCGCACAAUUGGACAGUAUCGGCUUCAGCAUAAUAAGGAAAUGCAUCCAUGCGGUGGAGACCAGAGGGAUCAAUGAGCAGGGGCUCUACCGAAUCGUGGGGGUCAACUCCAGGGUGCAGAAGUUGCUGAGCGUCCUGAUGGACCCCAAAGCAGCUUCUGAGACAGAAACUGAUAUCUGUGCCGAAUGGGAGAUAAAGACCGUCACCAGUGCUCUGAAGACCUACCUGAGAAUGCUCCCAGGACCCCUCAUGAUGUACCAGUUUCAAAGAAGUUUCAUCAAAGCAGCAAAGCUGGAAAACCAAGAGACUCGAGUGUCUGAGAUCCACAGUCUUGUCCAUCGGCUCCCGGAGAAGAAUCGGCAGAUGUUGCAGCUGCUCAUGAACCACCUGGCCAAUGUUGCUAACAACCACAAGCAGAAUCUGAUGACUGUGGCAAACCUGGGCGUGGUGUUUGGACCCACCUUGCUUCGGCCUCAGGAAGAAACUGUGGCGGCCAUCAUGGACAUCAAGUUUCAGAACAUUGUCAUCGAGAUCUUAAUCGAGAACCAUGAGAAGAUAUUCAACACGGUGCCUGAUGUGCCCCUCACCAACGCCCAGCUACACCUGUCCCGGAAGAAAAGCAGUGACUCCAAGCCCCCAUCCUGCAGCAAGAGGCCCCUGACGCUCUUCCAUGCUGUGCCAUCCACAGAAAAACAGGAGCAGAGGAACAGCAUCAUCAACUCCAGUUUGGAAUCGGUCUCCUCGAGUGCAAACAGCAUCCUUAACUCUAGCAGCAGCCUGCAGCCCAAUCUGAAUUCCAGCGACUCAAACCUGGAUGUGGUCAAACCUAGUCGGCCCAGUUCACUCCCCCCGAAUCCAAGCCCAACUUCACCCCUCUCGCCAUCAUGGCCCAUGUUCUCGGCACCAUCCAGCCCUAUGCCCACCUCAUCCACGUCCAGCGACUCAUCCCCCAUCAGGCCAGAAGAAGCGGUCCGUGAAGACUCCAGCACACCAUUCCGGAAGGCAAAGGCUUUGUACGCCUGCCAAGCUGAGCACGACUCGGAGCUCUCCUUCACAGCGGGCACCGUCUUCGAUAAUGUUCAUCCAUCUCAGGAGCCUGGCUGGUUGGAGGGGACUCUGAAUGGAAAGACUGGCCUCAUCCCAGAGAACUACGUGGAAUUCCUCUAACCUUGAGCCCCAGUGGAGCUGCUGAGCUUCACGUGGUCUCCAUGACAACUGCUGCUUCUGGUGUUGUGGGCCACUUUUCAUUGCCACUGAGAAAGCAGGGAGCCCGACUGUUGCUUCCUGCCAACACAAAUGCAUCUGGGAACGUGUGCCACCAUUCUCCAUGAUCAUCUCAGCUUACAGCACAGUAAUGCUGCAAGAACUGCACAGCAAUCAGCAGAGGAGGCCAUUGGAUUUUGAUAACCCAGAGGAAGGCUUGCAAAGCUGUCUUCUCACGAGUGCCCUAAAUAGAGAGCCCUGAUUUCAUUUCAGCAGUCAUCCAAACCCCCAGCCUUCUGGGAAGAAGAAGCAGGAUGAGAAUAGUGCUAAAGAAAGUGCAUCGCUGCUGAGUUGGAAGAGGCAGGGCAAAGAAACUGGCACAAGGUGCAGGCUGCCUCUACUGCUGUUGCUUAUAGCAGGCGCUCUUUCUCUCUCCUUCCUUCUCCCAGAGACACAGUGCUACAGGCAGCUGGGUCUGUCUGCAAGCACACAGGAUGAAGGGGUUGCCGCACUGUUUAUAUAUGGUCCAAUCUCUCACCAUCUCUUGAGCAGCUGUUGGCCUAUAAUCAGCAGAUUUCAGUCCAGUCCUCUCAUGCAAAGAAACACACGCCCCUCACGUUCUCUGCCGCUGAAGGCUUCCAUCACUGCCAUCACCUAGUAACCAUAGCAACCCAACCUACUCUAAAACUAAGCCAAAAAUAAUACUUCUCUUUGUAUAACAACCUCCCCCCCCCCCCCAGCUCUGGCGAGUUUUUUUUUUUUUUUUUUUUUUUAAUGGUCUUCCAACAAUCUGAAGCAGAGGAUUAGACCAUUAGAGUAGUCUAUUUGGGGCAGAUAGCCCUUAGAAUUUUUUGUUACUGAGGUCCUGGGAUUUUAGAGAUGAUUCUUGGGCCAAACUUUGUAGCCUGAUUUUUAAAAGGACAUCUAUAUCACUGCCACCCAGAACAAAAAGAGGGAAUCAUUAAAUAGGAUAGGCCAUUAAGAAUCUGUAGGACGCCAAAUGUUGAGGCCUGGAGGCUAGGCUGGGUACCUUCAAAGAGAGGGAAUUCUCAUUACAAGGACAAGCAUCACAUGACCUCAAAAGAACACAAUCAUGGUAUCUUCGCACUCGAAUGUCCUUGAUAGAGGGACUCUGGACAAACUGUCACACUUUCCAGGAGCCUCUCUGAUGGCAACGUUGCACCAGAGAGUGUCUCAGGCUCCUGGAAUUCCCUUAGGGUUCUUUAAUGAAGAGAAGAAAACUUGAAUUGUGUUGAAUUACUGUAUCUUCUGCUUUUUUUUUUUAAAGAUAAACUUGUAAAUAGAAUGAUUUGAAAUAUUAUAUGGUAAAGUUUUAUAUUUGAUAUUCUUUAAGCUAGUUUGCUCCAUACAUUUAGUAUUUUGAUUGCUGAACAGAUGUGUUUAAAAGGUUGCAAGAGAGGCCGGGCUAAAGAGUCAAGGUCAUGUCCCCUCUCUGGCCCAGUGAAAGAAUGUGUCCUCAAUGGUUCCUGUUGGUGAGCCUGGAAAGUUGGUUGCAUUCAGUUGUCUUUAUCUACAUGUGAUUUGGGGCUUUGGAGUUCAAAAGAGCAUCUUCAAGCAGUGAAUUUUCAAAGAACUCCCACCCAACAGUAAAGUGACACUCAGGAUCUCAGGAUUUAAAUAGGUGGGGUGAGGGCGACAUGUUUGUUUUUUGUUUGUGUGUUUGUUCUUCUCAGGUGUAUUUCUUGGUACCCCAGGAUGUCCAGACAAAAGGAGAUGAGCCAACACUCCUUUUUCCCCCACAUCUCCAAGCUAGUUUAUAAAUGUGUCUAUCAACUCUAAGAACUAAACAAGAAAGCCAGCUGCUGUGGUUCUUGGUCAUUGGUGAACUUUACUCUCUUCCUAUAGACGUGUUCCCGCACUUCCCCUUCACCUCCAAAGUCCCGGCAGCCCCAAAGUAAAAAAGAAUCCCCAAGAUGACACUGUUACAGUUUUUAGAGGUGCUGUAAUGUUAAUAGUUCAUUGUCGGGAUUCAGUAUUGAGUUUACCAGCUCAGGAUUAUACUGUUGCCAACCAAGGACCCAGCCAGGAGCAAGGGAGACUUGAACUUUCAGUCAGGCAAACACAGGAUUCCAAACUGACAAUGCUGGGUGUGAUGGCUCAUGUGUGGUCUUAGCACUUGGAAGACAGAGACAAGAGGAUUGCUGAAGACUUACGCCAGCCAGAUGUGAGGCUGGAGGAGGGUUGCAAACGGAAGGAAGAAAGGCAGUACACUCAGGUUCCAGACCUAUUCCCUGUGAGCUUGAGAAAAGGUUGGGCAAUGGGGCCCGAAGGGCAUGCACACUCAAGUAGCAUUGCUCCUUCCAAAUUAAAAGAGCCCAGCAUGAUACUUUUAAUAUAUCUGAUGGUUUAAAUUGUCGCCUGCCCCAUAAUAAAUGAACUAUGCUUGUAGUCAGGGCCCAGCACGACUGCUUGGAUACAUAUUCUUUCUCUCCUGAGCUGGCCCUGGUUUGAAACUGCUCUCUUAGGCUGACCUCCUUCCAGUUUCCCUGAGGCCAUGUGUGGCCUAUGACAGAUGGUCGCUCUGUUUCCCUUUGUCCAGCUAGGCCUCCCUCCUAUUCCUCCUCCUCGUCCUCCUCAGGAAAAAGAACUGGAGAGAUUAAUAUGAGCCAAGUAGGAAGGAACUUGAAGAUUAAAAGUGUUAUGUGCCCUUUCUGCUCUCUGAACACCCCUGAGCUCCCCACAAAUAAGGAAAACUGGGGUAGAUCAUGAGGAAUGAGUUGAUAUCAGAAUGGAAGUUCAUUGACCAGAGUCCCAAAGAUUUCCCAGGAGCUUUGAGUUUCUCUUGUAAGACCCUGGGAUGGGUUGGUUAUGGUUUGAAUUUUGGAGCAUCAAGAUGGUUGGUCUUACUCUCUGAGAUAGAGAGUUCCAUAAUUGAACAGUGCCAUUCUGUGCUAUGAAAUGAGAAGAUAGCUGCUUUCACAUCUCUGCCCCCAAGCAAGGAAAAUGAGCUUGUUCAACACUGAUGAAAUUCUCUAUUUUUUCUUUUUUUAAAAUAAAUGUGUGUGACUGACCUCCAUUCAGUGGAUGCCUCAGUCUUUAGUAUUAGAGCCAGUUUGUAGUAUUUUUAAAGCCAUUAUGUGAAGUCUUGUGGAUGCUUUUUUUAAUUUUUUUUUUAAAUCAGAGAAGAAAUGAGAAGAGAGUACUUCCAACUGGGCACUGGUGAGCCAGAGCCAUGCUGGCUGGUUGGGAGUUACAGGCGCUCUAGACCUGAGUGUGCCACAUCUGGAUCUUAAGGGAAAUCCUUCUUAACUGCAUUCCCCCCCAACCCCCCCAGGACAGUAGCAAUCACACCAAAAGCUGCUUCAGUCAUAGAACUUCCAGAAGCAUCCAUUAUUGAGGCAGGGGGAAGUAGACUAAAGAGGGUGAGAUCAUCUGUUCUUGGCCGGCUAUAUCUGCUUCCUGUGACAAGGCUGUUUACCUAGCUUCAUAGCCAGCGAGCUUGGGGGUGCACCAGUGACCACACAUUUGCCCUGGCACCCACUGUUCUUAGUAGACAAGGGAACCAAGCGUCUGCUUAGCUACCUGUCUUUCAAAGGAAUGUUCUGGCUGUCUAGGAAGGGAGUUGUCUGCCAAUUCUGUCAAACUUGACAGUGAUCACUUACGUUGAUAGCCCUGUCCCAACAGCCCUUUAAUCAGUCAGGUGCCCCUCACUCCCCAUAGUAGUGCAUGAAAAAAUAUCUUUUGCAUUCAAAUAUUUCUGCACCCAUGCAGAUCUAGUGUUUGUCUGUGAAUGUAGUAUCAAAAUGACAACAGCAGAGAGCUGGGACUGAACCUUGGACAUGCCUCCAACAUGCUGAGACAAGACUCCACCAGGCGAUGACGGGCCUUCUUCCCUUUGCCGCCCACAGCACGUGUCUAACUUAAAGAGCCACCCUAAGUAGACAGAGAUUCCAGACGUCACUCGGAGGCAGCCCUGUACUCAUGGAAGGAAAGCAUAGAUAUAAAAACACCCGGAUCAGGAAGGAAAGGUGAGCCACCCUGAGAGCAAGAACUAAGCAUAGUCCUAACCCACAGAGGGAGGGCCAAGAACUAUCCUGUCAAAAUUCACAUUAGUGCAGUCAGUGGGGAGCAAGGUUGUGGUAACUCAGUGUCUGAGUGACCUGGAGUAGCUUCAGGCAGGCUGGCAUACUCUCUGCCAUCAUGCACUCACACAUGCAUACCUACCAUUCUUGCGGCUUCUGAGUAAACACCAACAAACAGCAUCCCCGGGGUUCAAGAUGCCCGAGUCAGCUUGGUGUCUGUGAAAGCAUACAUGUGGGGAUUCUAAAAUUUGUGUGUGCGUGUGUUGGUGUGUAUGUGUUCGUACAUAGCACAUACAAGCAUAAAGGUGCCGCCUCGGGUGUAGACACACACACACAAGCUGGCAUUUGUAAAGCUCUUACAGCCUUGAAGAUUUGGAGGGAAGAGUUUUCAGAGGAACUAGAGUCUGUCAGUUUCCUAGCAAAAGAUCAAAGCUACAAACGAGCUGUCAUCUGAAGCCUCUGUUCGUGUUUAUCACAUAGUUAUCCACAGCUGCGUUCCUUGGUGACUUAUUAAAAGUCAGGUUAAAAACUCAAACCCAUAAAUUUCCAGUAGCUAAUGCUAGGCUAGUGUUCAAAAGCACUCUAAAAGACAUUUAGUCCAUAUUUUGGGAAAGAAACUAUUUGCAUGUUUAAUUCAUCUUUUAGGCUGCUGUUGAGUAUACUGUAAAGUGCUGUGUGAUAUCAAGCCAGUAAAGUACUUAUAAAUGGCACUUUAAUAUUUUCUUUUGAGAAAUCAUAAAACACUGUUGUAAAUUUCACUAUUGAAUAUUGACUGGUACAUAGAAUCAAACUCUGUAAUUAAAAAGUAGCCUGCAGCUAGGAUAGAACAUUUUUCUUGUUAUUAGAGAAAAAAAAAAAGUUUGCCAUGUUCAGGCUUUUUAAAAAAAAAGUGUUUCUGUGCCAUUGUUCGUAUCUAUAAAGAAAAUACAAUUUCUGUCAGGCAUCUCUGAAACCUGGCUUUUUUUAUGUUUGGUUCGUGUCUGUGGCAAUCCCUAUAAAGUGAGUGGAAGUAUGAUUUUUGAAUUAAAUGACUUUCCCAUUUGA
This is a messenger RNA of Mus musculus (house mouse), 22459 nucleotides long. It is a transcript of the gene Arhgap26, whose product is annotated as Rho GTPase activating protein 26. Gene Ontology annotation, cellular component: endosome membrane; cytoskeleton; mitochondrion. Gene Ontology annotation, biological process: mitophagy; signal transduction. NCBI's taxonomy places the organism in Eukaryota, Metazoa, Chordata, Mammalia, Rodentia, Muridae. The coding region runs from base 15267 to 17336 and encodes 689 amino acids. Gene Ontology annotation, molecular function: protein-macromolecule adaptor activity; phospholipid binding; GTPase activator activity. The transcript is spliced from 24 exons. The record is from RefSeq and is a predicted model, not a curated record.